Molecule: messenger RNA, 363 nt
Organism: Drosophila teissieri
Lineage: Eukaryota; Metazoa; Arthropoda; Insecta; Diptera; Drosophilidae
Exons: 1
Coding region: 1-363 (120 amino acids)
Source: RefSeq, a predicted model, not a curated record
AUGACGAGCUCUAAACUUGCUUUUCUUAUUCUGGUCAUUGCCUGUCUGGUCCUCAUCGCUUGGGCACGACCUAGGUCGAGAUCUUCCAUAUUCAAUGAGGUCACAUCGCUGCCGGCGGAGAGGAGAAUGAGCAACGAAAUCAUGGACCAGAUAUCGCCUAUGAGGAGGCCACACAAGAGGGAUUACUUCGUGAAGAAGCGCCCCCUCAUCAGCUCCAGGAUGAUGAUGUCAAGAAGUCCCUUCCUCGACCGUUUCUACAACGAUCCGAUGCAGGAGAUUGCACCUGGUGGAGCCAACUACUUUGGGAAUGAUGUCCUGCCGCUUUCCACCUACGAGAUCCUGGAACCGGAGUCAUUAUACUAG